Linepithema humile (Argentine ant) is the source of this 2011-nucleotide messenger RNA. Lineage: Eukaryota; Metazoa; Arthropoda; Insecta; Hymenoptera; Formicidae. The record is from RefSeq and is a predicted model, not a curated record.
ACUUCGCGCCGUCGCCGGCAAGCAAUGGACGACAACGUCUCGCGCCAACAUAGGCAUCUGUUAUUGACGCGCGUCUACUGUAGCUCUUAUCAGUCUUCUGAACCUUUUUCCAUUUGAAUCAACAGGGAUAAUCGUGAUAUUGCGUCCCAAACAGGACAGACAUCCACGAGAUAAGGAGAAGAAGAAGCGACACGAUGAUAGUGCGCGUUUUUGGAGGAACGAAGGGGAAAGUGUAAAAGUAUAAAAAGACAGUACGGAUUUCACGUCUCGCGUUUCCGCGCCACGAUGUCGAAUAGAUAACAAAGUACGAAUAUGAUUUCUUCUGUGACAUAUUGCAAAAUGAAUAAGGAAUGAAAGACAAUUUUAUUUUCAGCAUACUGGACAUAAUAAUGUUCCAUUCCUUAAAAGAAGAUGGACUUAUUAAGUCACCAACAUGAUAACAUUUAUGGCAAUGGACAGUAUGUGCCAGAGGCAGCAGGACUUAAAUUAAAUGAGGAAAAAAGUCAUGUAUUGAGAAGAAUGCUCAAACAUUGAUAGAAGAUCAUUUCCAUAUACAUCGCCAGCCUGCGAUGGAUCUCUGAGCUCAUUACAGUGACUUCCUGAUGCACUUCUGGAUUAACAAACCGGCUGGCAGGUACUACGGCUUCACCGGCCGCCGAUACCCUGCCACACCUGUGCCUAAAACACGUUCCAACCGUCGGCGCCGUGGCGAGCUUAGGCAGAUGGUAACCCCGGUGCAUCGAUUCCAGGGCCUGACAGGUAACUUCACAGCGGGGAAUGCAUCAUCAGCCGGACCUAGUAAUAUCAAUAACUCUUGCCGAAGCAUCGUCACUCGGCCGACGACGACGUCCGCGCGAAUCCACAACAACGAGAAUCGUCACGACAAUUCAUCGUCGCUCAACGCCGCCCAGCUCGUCCAGCUGAACAACAUCCCCAACAAUGCUCUCAGCGAGACUAGCAACAACUUGUCUAACGUGUCCAACGUGACCAGCACGAAUGGCGCGAACAGGAGCCUGCUGGGUUUCUCCGAAUUCAGCGACGCCGAUUUGGCCGGCUAUCGACUUCGUUGCGGUGUCUGGAUUACCUUCGUACUAGCGACAUUCUUCGUGGCGGCUGCCAAAUUCUACUUCGGUUAUCGGGGACCGGGAUUGGAGAUACUCGUGUUUUGUGGGCUGCUGAUACUGCUGCUAUCGGCAUGCCUGUACUCGAUCUUCUGCCGGCGCCACGGUCACAGUCAUCAUCAUCAUCAUCACGGCUGUCGGUCAGAGCACAGCGUCCGUAUGCAAGAGGAUCACCCCUUCGUCGCCUUGACGAACGCGUCCGGUAUCAGUGAGGGCGUGAUCGGCAGAGCGACGGGGACGGUGCCGACGAUGACUAUGCGGCAAAACCCACCGCCGCCACCUUAUCACAUCGCCAUUCUGAUACCGCCGCCGCCGCCGCCUGUGUCUCUGGAUGAGGCGCCGCCACCCUCUUACGACAAGGUCAUACGAUGAAAUCACUGACCCCGGCGUAAAAAAUCGAGCCGCAAGCGGCUCAUCUAAGACUUCUUCCUUCGACAUUCUCGUGUCUAGCGGCACAAAUCGAUUCUCUAGGAUUAGACAACUUUCACGUCUGUGAUAAGAGUGCAAUGAUGAUAACACAUCGACAACACAUCGGAGGUAAGUUCGGGAAGGAGAGAGAUUCGCGCAGCGAUAUUCACCGGUGAACGGUUUACGGAGGGCUUCGCGUUCCACUAACGAAUUUGUGUUCGGUGCGGACUGUAUUCUAAUCUUUUAUACUUAACUGCGUAAGAGAUACAUUUAGGUUUAUAGCCGCAGCGCGUUGUCGUAAAUUUCGGUGAAAUCCGCUCCGUUUGCAAUUUGAUUCUUCCAAUCAGAAUUUUCGCAAAGCCGCCGCUCGAACAUUCGAAUAUGCGUAAUUCCAAAAUCUGCAGAAUCAUUGCGUUCGAUUAUUUUAUUAUUUUUACAUUCUUAUCGUAAAACGCGUAUCUUUUUACACAUAUCCGCGAUAG